Klebsormidium nitens is the source of this 2644-nucleotide messenger RNA. The record is from the annotation of a GenBank genome assembly. Lineage: Eukaryota; Viridiplantae; Streptophyta; Klebsormidiophyceae; Klebsormidiales; Klebsormidiaceae.
CUGAGAACUCAUGCACGGCAAAUUUAUCCUCAGGCUCCUGUUGUACUUGUAAGUUGUAGACCAGAGGCUACGCCCAGGCUCGCGCGCGCGCGCCUUUCAGGGGGCGACAGAAGGACUUGGUGCAAAUUGCAAUGCGUGCAGCAGCAUGCAAUGCAGACCCUUUGGUGGAAAGACCAAUUGACGUAUUACUAUUGAAUCAUUGUGUUGGUUUGGUCUUCCCCAAGGUGACCUUCAUGGAUUGCUGCAGGUAAAUUCGGUGGUGCUCGCCCAAGCAGUGUGAUGCCAAUGGCUGGUGGCAAGGAGAAUGGUGGUGCAGCUUCAAAAGCUGGAAAGGUUGCGCGGCCAGUCGGAAAGAAACAUCCGGUCUUGAAGCAGAAGUCACCAGCGGAGUUCUUUUCAGAGAACAAGAACAUAGCGGGGUUUGACAAUCCAGGAAAGAGCCUGUACACUACUGUUCGUGAACUUGUUGAAAACGCACUGGACUCCGCUGAGUCUAUUGCAGAACUUCCAGAAAUAGAGGUGACAAUUGAAGAGAUCGAGAAGUCAAGGUUUCAUGCUCUGAUCGGACUUGUUGACCAAGAUCGAGUUGAUGAGGAACUGUAUGGAGACUUUGAGACUGACAAGUUGAAAGAGAAGCGACUCGCACGUGAAGCAAAGGAGCAGGAGCGUCUAGCAAAGGCUGGAAAGAAGGCAAAGGAAGGUCAGCGAGCUGGCGGAAAAGGAAAAGGAGACGCCUCUUUCUACAGGGUCACAGUGAAGGACAAUGGAAAGGGCAUGCCUCAUGAUGACAUUCCGAACAUGCUUGGCCGAGUACUGUCUGGGACCAAAUAUGGGUUGAGACAGACUCGUGGGAAGUUUGGACUCGGAGCAAAGAUGGCUCUGAUCUGGUCGAAGAUGAGCACCGGCCUGCCAAUCGACAUCCGGAGCGCCAUGAAGGGCCACCCUUUCUGCACGUUCUGCCGGCUAGAUAUUGACAUCCACAAGAACCUGCCAAACAUUCACAAACAUGAGAAAGAACCAAACCCGCAGCGGUGGCGAGGGGCCGAGCUGCAAGUGGUAAUCGAGGGAAACUGGACUACGUAUAAGUCGAAGAUUGUCAACUACAUGAGGCAGAUGGCCGUGAUCACCCCUUACGCUGAGUUCGUCUUCCGCUUCAUCAGCACCACCCCCGACAAGAACAUCAGCAUCCACUUCGCUCGCCGCACUGACGUCAUGCCGGCUGCGCCCCAGGAGGCGAAAUACCACCCGUCCGCCGUUGACCUGCUGCUGAUCAAGCGGCUCAUCGCAGAGACCAGCAAGCAGACUCUGAGCCAAUUCUUGGUGGCUGAGUUCGACACGGUCAAGAAGCCGCUCGCAGAAAGGCUUAUCGGUGAGAUGGGCCCCGACUUCGCCUCCAAAAUGGCGGUACGCUCGCUGACGGACCAGCAGGUCGCGCGAAUACACCAACUGUUCCGCCAGGCCAAGUUCGCCGACCCCUCUGGAGACUGCCUGAGCCCCGCUGGAGAGUACAACAUGCGACUGGGCAUCAUGAAGGAUUUGCACCCCGAUAUGGUAGCGACCUAUCAGGGCAGCACGCAGGUGUUUGAGGGCCAUCCCUUCAUCGUGGAAGCAGGCCUCAGCCUGGGGGGCAAGGACGUGAAGCCCGGCAUCAACGUCUUCCGCUUCGCCAACCGCAUCCCUUUGCUCUUCGAAGCGGGCGGUGACGUCAUCACGAGGACGGCCUCGAAGCGGAUAAACUGGGCGAGCUACAAGAUCAACCAGACGACGGAUAAGAUCGGCGUCUUCGUCAGCAUCGUCAGCACCAAGAUCCCUUUCAAGGGCACGGGGAAGGAAUACAUUGGUGACGACAUUCCCGAAAUCGCGGCGGCAGUCAAGCAAGCGCUCCAGCAGUGCUGCCUGCAGCUCAAGUCCAAGAUCGUGCGCCAGCAGCAGGCGCGCGAGCGGCAGCAGCGCAAGCGCAACCUCGCGCGCUACAUCCCCGACGUGACGCGCGCAGUUUUCGAGGUCCUGGACACGAUUGCCGACUCCAAACGGCGCCGGACGGAGCUCCCCCCCGGGGACGCGGCGCUGCUGGAGAAGGUCGUCUCGGAGGAAGUCACCGAGGAGACGCUCCGGCAGAAGCUGACGCAGCACGUGGAGCAGGUUGACAAUGAGAUGGCGCUCGAGUACGCUGCACAGACUGGGAAAGUGGAGACUGCCCCCGAGACCAUCUUCUUGCGAGCGUUGGAUAGUAAACGCGCAUUCCUGCCGGAUUUGCACAGUCCAGUCUGCGUUUUCCGGCUCCUAGCGGGGUGCUGAAAAGUGCAGGCAGAUGAACGAAGCAUGCCCAAAAAGCGACCAUUUACAUCGGCUUGGGUGCUUGACCACGCGGACCUUCACUAUACCUUAUUUCUACAAACCUUGGAAGUCAACCGGGCAUUGAAAGGGACUGUAGCAACGUUAGCAGUCGCCCAACACGGCCGGAAUUGUGUUGAUAUGUAUAUCCAAUUGUCGACAGCCGAAUCCAGCUUGUGCGGCUAUUCUUAGCAUCUUUUGUGGCCGAGAGCGUACUUCCUGUGAGCCUUUCGCACAGCCUGUUCUAGUUACGGGCCAUGUGGCAUACGGCGCCAGCCAUGAUCUAACUUACACAAUCACUUACAUGUGC